Molecule: messenger RNA, 972 nt
Organism: Ustilaginoidea virens
Lineage: Eukaryota; Fungi; Ascomycota; Sordariomycetes; Hypocreales; Clavicipitaceae
Exons: 3
Coding region: 1-972 (323 amino acids)
Biological process (GO): D-xylose catabolic process
Cellular component (GO): cytosol
Molecular function (GO): D-xylose reductase (NADPH) activity
Source: RefSeq, a predicted model, not a curated record
AUGGUUCCUUCCAUCAAGCUCAACAGCGGCUACGAGAUGCCACAAGUCGGAUUCGGCCUCUGGAAGGUCGACAGAGCGACUUGCGCUGAUACCGUGUACAACGCCAUCAAGGCUGGAUACCGCCUCCUCGACGGAGCAUGUGAUUACGGCAACGAGAAGGAGUGCGGGAAGGGCGUCGCGCGUGCCAUCGAAGAGGGCCUAGUCAAGAGGCAAGACCUGUUCAUCGUUUCCAAGCUCUGGCAGACGUUUCAUGAUAAGGAGAGAGUCGAGCCCGCAUGCCGCCGCCAGCUCGCAGACUGGCAGAUCGACUACUUUGACCUCUUCCUCAUACAUUUCCCCGUCGCCCUUGAAUACGUGGACCCUGCUGUCCGCUACCCUCCAGGCUGGUUCUAUGACGGUGAGAAGGAGGUUCGGUGGAGUAACACCACCAAUCAGCAGACUUGGGAGGCCAUGGAAGAUUUGGUCGAUGCGGGUUUGACAAGGAGCAUCGGUAUUUCCAACUAUCAGGCCCAGGGGAUUUAUGAUAUGCUCAAGUACGCCAGAAUUCGACCUGCCACCCUGCAGAUUGAGCUACACCCGUACCUGCAGCAGAGGAAUUUGUUGAGCCUCGCAAAGACUGAGGGCAUCGCUGUCACGGCCUACUCAUCUUUCGGUCCAACUGGUUUCGUCGAGCUCGGUAUGGAUCGCGCCAGGAAUGUCGCGCCGCUCAUGGGGCACCAAACUGUUACUACUAUAGCCUUCAAGCACAACAAGACCCCUGCCCAGGUUCUCUUGCGCUGGGCUACUCAACAAGGUUUGGCUGUCAUCCCCAAGACGUCUCGAUCAAGCGUCAUGGAGCAAAACCUGCAAAGUACCGACUUCAACUUAGAACAGGAAGAUCUGGACAUGAUCGCCAAGAUGGAUGUGAAUCUGAGAUUCAACCAGCCAACAAAUUACUCCAAAGACGUCACUACACUGUCCAUCUUUGACUGA